Molecule: messenger RNA, 1277 nt
Organism: Helianthus annuus (common sunflower)
Lineage: Eukaryota; Viridiplantae; Streptophyta; Magnoliopsida; Asterales; Asteraceae
Product: putative glucose-6-phosphate 1-epimerase
Exons: 8
Coding region: 42-1031 (329 amino acids)
Biological process (GO): carbohydrate metabolic process
Molecular function (GO): isomerase activity; carbohydrate binding
Source: RefSeq, a predicted model, not a curated record
CCACAGAUGAUAAACUCAGCUUAUUAAUAGAUAGAAUCCCUAUGAUUGUAUGUUCAUCUAGACAAAUGAUGAGGUUGCUACAUACAAUCUUAUUUGUAAGUGUACUUGUAGUAGUAUAUACAGAGAUUGUUGAGGCAACAACGACUGGUAACAAAUCUGUUGAAGUUACUAAAGGCAUUAAUGGUCUAGAAAAAGUCAUUCUUCGUCAAACUCAUGGCAGUAGUGUGGAGGUGUAUCUUUAUGGAGCUCAUGUGACAUCUUGGAAGAAUGAGCAAGGUGAAGAGUUGAUUUUUCUCAGUAGUAAGGCAAUAUUUAGCCCUCCAAAGCCGAUACGCGGGGGUAUUCCUACUGUAUUUCCUCAAUUCUCAAAUCUUGGCUCUCUUCAAUCACAUGGAUUUGCUAGGAACAGAUUCUGGACCAUAGACAACAAACCAUCUCCAGAUACAUUCAAGGUCACCAAUGGAGUUUUCGUUGAUUUGUUACUAAAGCCGACCGAAGAAGAUUUGAAGAUAUGGCCUCACAGAUUUGAGUUUCGAAUGAGGGUUACUCUAACACCUGGAGGAGACUUAGUGUUAACAUCUUGUAUCAGAAAUACCGACGAUGUUGGAAAGCCGUUUACUUUCACAUUUGCACAUCACACCUAUUUUUCUGUUUCAAAUAUAAGUGAAGUUGAAGUGAAAGGAAUGGCGAAGCUUGAUUAUCUUGACAAUUUACAGAACAGGACGCGAUUUACAGAAACUAAAGAUACGAUAACCAUUGAUUCAGAGUUUGACAGGAUAUAUCUUAGCACUCCAAAGAAGGUUGCCGUUCUGGAUCAUGGAAACAAGCGUACGGUUUUCGUUCGAAAAGAUGGACUUCCUGAUGCCGUGGUGUGGAAUCCGUGGGAAAAGAAAGCCAAAACUAUAGUGGAUUUACGAGAAGAUGAGUACAAAUACAUGAUUGCUGUAGAGGCAGCAGCAAUCGAAAAGCCGGUUACAUUGCAGCCUGGUGAAGAAUGGAAAGGAAGGCUAGAACUUUCAACUCGACACUAAUAAUAAUCAAGAAACAUAUGCUGAACUUGCUGAAUCCAAAUACCUUUUUUGUAACCAUGACGUCGGACCUAUGGCUCUCCCAAAGGAAGACUUUCGUGGCCACACGAUAGACAAUUAUGUACAAUAAGAAUGUUAUUUUUUUUUCCUUUUCCUGUUGAAUACAGCUACUUCAUGUCACCCCAGAUUACUUUGGUUAUAAGAAUGUUUAUUCGUGUGCUACAAAACUUGUCGAACGCUACUUGUAUA